Molecule: messenger RNA, 2626 nt
Organism: Gadus morhua (Atlantic cod)
Lineage: Eukaryota; Metazoa; Chordata; Actinopteri; Gadiformes; Gadidae
Product: leukotriene B4 receptor 1-like
Exons: 1
Coding region: 2-1099 (365 amino acids)
Biological process (GO): inflammatory response; positive regulation of cytosolic calcium ion concentration; phospholipase C-activating G protein-coupled receptor signaling pathway
Cellular component (GO): plasma membrane
Molecular function (GO): complement receptor activity; G protein-coupled receptor activity
Source: RefSeq, a predicted model, not a curated record
UAUGUUCUUACUGCACUCUUUGAUUGCAGGAAGAAGUCAACCAGUCUCCUUGAUAACUAUCAGUAUGAUGAACCUUUCAUCGGCCACAGAGCCCACCACCAAAAACUUAAUGGAUCCCCUGUCUUCUGUGGGCCAGACGAUCUCAGCCACCUUCCUGGGCCUGGCCUUCCUGCUGGGUGCCCCGGGAAACCUGCUGGUCAUAUGGAUCAUCUGGAGGCAUGUUAAGCCCCGCACCCACACCAUCCUGCUCAUCCUCCACCUGGCUGCCGCCGAUCUGCUGGUCCUCAUCACCCUGCCCCUGUGGAUCUACUCCCUGGUCUACUCCUGGGUAUUCGGAGAGGUCUUCUGCCAGACGGUUGUGUAUGUGAUCCACGUGUGCAUGUACAGCAGUAUCUUCCUCAUCACACUCAUGAGCAUUGAGCGCUUGGUGGCAGUCCGCUACCCAUUAGUCAUUAAUUUCUCCAGUAUCCAGAAUGUUCUGGACGUCAGCCUUAUCGCCGCCUGGGUCCUGGCGCUGCUCCUGGGGGUACCUGCUAUCCUGACCCAGGAGGUGUCGGAGGGGGUAGGGGGCGCGCAGUGCCUCUUCAGGAAUUUCAGCUCUGUGGCUCAAGAGAGAACAAUUAUUUCUCUUGAGACCAUUGCAGGAUUUGUGGUGCCCUUCACCAUCAUGUCUAUCUGCUACUGUCUGGUCGCCAGCCAGCUCAGAGAAAGUAGAUUCCAGGACAAAAGGAAGGUGAUGCUGCUGAUAGCCAGCUUGGUGUUAGCAUUCACCUUGUGCUGGCUGCCUCACCACAUCAACAACAUCAUUCAGCUGGUGUGUAUCCAGAGUAUGGACAGCUCAUGUGGCUCUGACAGUUUAACCCUUAUCGCCGGUGCUCUGGUGUUCGUGAGCAGUUCGGUGAACCCUGUGUUGUAUGCCUUCGCUGCCCGGAGAUCCAAAGUACGCAUCAGAGGGCUUAAAAUCAUCAGAUUCUUUCAGGAAGUGGCCACACACACCAAAGCUUUUCGGGGAACUAGUGCUAAAGAAGCAGACAGUGAAUGUGAAUCCACAGACAGAAAGCAACCGUUGUCUCACACAUUCAAUUUAAGAGACGUGUGAAAUUGUAAUUCUGUCAUCAUAAUUUGAUUAUUUAUUAAUCAUUGAAUAGGUGAUUAAGGAAUAUGUUGGUUUGGAACGUUGGAAUAUAUCAUGACUUUUAAAUUGUUUCACUAUUUUUACUGUUAUUUAAGUUGCAUAAUAUAUAUUUGAUACAAUACAACAUAAGAGAGGACUUUAAAAGUAUAGCAUUUCAAUAUUUGUGAGUGUUUAAACUGUGAAAAUGUGGAAUAUGAUGACCAAUGUGUGAUAAUUUGAUCCAAUGAUUUAAUUUCUUGAAUUAACAUGAAUUUGUGAUACUUUUUUGUGGUGAUUAGGAUCUAGAUAGAUAUAAUUUUUUAUGCAGUUACUUGUUGAUAUGUAUAGUUGUGGAUAAACAUUGUUCGAAAAUAACAUCAAAUAUUUUCCAUUAAUAUCUUGUAAGGGUAAUAAUACUGCAUCCAAUUAACUGUCUCAACUCUCAUGAAGUCAGAGUUGUUACGAUUGGUAGGAUUGUGUAACCUCAAUUGAAAUGAAAAACACAGAUGAUCUGUAUUUCCUCUGUGCCAUAUACUAUAGUAACCAUGCCACAUAACAUGUUUCUGUAAGAGCCAAGUUCAUUUUUGUUGAGGGGAGAAAAAGAAGGAACUGGUGUACCUUCAAGAGAUUUUGACUUUUUCAAAAAGUAUUUUAUUCCUUUCUGGAAUGUGUUACUCCCCCUAAUAUUGUGUGUUGUAAAUACCCAAUGUCUUACGACACCCAUUACCAUCAGCUGUAACUGGGCGUGUAUUUCAAAUAAAUAACUACGUAGAAAAAACCUUGCUUUUGUAAUUUUCCAGCUUUAAAUUAACCAGAAGAAUUGUACAAUCGUACAACAGGAUCUAUUCUUGAAACAAAUGUAUCCUAUUGAACUUUGACCUUUGUAUUUUAGAUAAAUUAAACAUUAGUUCCUAUUUUAUUUUUCGUGACUCAAAAGCUUGAUGGAUGAGUCACUGGAUCUCUGCCUCUCUAAAAAACCGGUGAAACACCUACUUCCUGUCCGCUCAAGGCUCAGAAGGAAGUGGAGGCUUGCUUGGACAGCACUUUUUGUAUGAGGACACUAGACCGCACAUGCGUACACACACAUACACAUACAUUUAUACACAGAUGUAGCUUGAGACAAGCGAUGGCUUCGCCCUCUUCAGAAGACAUGGAAGUCGAGGAUAUAUCCAGUGGAACAACCGUGUGCUGUGUGAUCCUGGGUCUGUCCUUCUUGGUCGGGGCCCCGGGGAACCUCCUGGUCAUCUGGACCAUCCUGAGGCACGUCAAGAAGCGCUCGCACACCGUCAUCCUCAUUCUCAACCUGGCUGUGGCGGACCUGCUCAUCCUCAUCACCCUCCCAUUGUGGAUCUACAGCCUGGCCUUCUCCUGGGUGUUCGGCAAGGCUUCCUGCAAGGCCAUGGUCUUUGUCAUCAACGCCUGCAUGUUCAGCAGCGUCUUCCUCAUCACCACCAUGAGCGUGGAGCGUUUCCUGGCCGUGCGCCACCCCUUCGCCUCGGCCGACUGGAAGAG